Molecule: messenger RNA, 4824 nt
Organism: Nerophis ophidion (straightnose pipefish)
Lineage: Eukaryota; Metazoa; Chordata; Actinopteri; Syngnathiformes; Syngnathidae
Exons: 2
Coding region: 488-2395 (635 amino acids)
Source: RefSeq, a predicted model, not a curated record
UGUAAACUCUUGUUUUUUUAAGUGUGUUGUGCUUCUUACAUAUAACAUUAUUACAUGUGUAUUUGUCGCCAUCUUGUGGCCAUGGCAGUUACUACAUCGUUGAGAAGUGUGUAUUUUGAAUCAAACUUUAUAGACCGGAAGUUGCAUAAGACAGAGAAAUCUACGGUGCCAGCACGUACUUUAUGGUGGUUAUUUUUCGAAGAAAUACUGCAUAUAUCUUUUGUUUAAGGUUGCAUCGCCGUUUCACCCUUUUGAAUGUCAAUAAACCUGCUGACAACGCUCAUCGGUCUUCAGAGUCGUGGCAUAAGAAAGGUGUUGAACAGCCCUUGCAUUAGACAUGCACUCCUAACGGCACAGUGAAAUAGAGGGAUCCAAGCAGACAGAGGUAACGCAGUCGUCGCACGCAAUAGCGUGACCACUACUACGCCACAACGCAAACGGCAUACAGCAGUGAUACAGCAGUGAUUCAGCAGUCAUCUACCCCACCAUGUCCAGCAAGGCGUCAUCCAUAAAGACCCGGUCUGAGGCUUCGACGAACUCCUCCACAGGUUUUGCAGCAGCUAGGGCAAGAGCAAAAGCUGAGGCAGCCAAAGCCCGCCUCGGUUUUGCAGCAAAAGAAAUGGACUUAAAAGUAGAAAAAGCUAAAAUAGAAGCAUCUAUUGAAUUUCUUCAACAUGAAAAAUGUGUUGCAUCAGCUAUUGCUGAAGCAGAGGCAUUAGAAGCAGUUGUAGUCACACAGGUAGAAGCACGCAGCAAUCCUUGUUCUUUUGUCACAUCUGAACUUACGAAGCAAUAUGUCCUAAGCCAAGCUGAAUUUGUAAAACAGGGAAAAUAUGUUACACAGCCAUCACAAUGUGAAAAUGCUCCUCAGAGCAAGUCAAAGCUCACUAGCAAUCAAUUACUUCAGCCAACAAAACAAAGUGACUCUCAACAAAUUACCUUUGGCCCUCCUAAUGAGCUUAAAAACUUCCAAAACGCCCGAGUUAUUUCCUCCUCUCCUCACAUCCAUAACAAUUACAGUGCAUGUUGGUCAGAUCAAGUAUCAGCAUCCAACUUCGAUGAUUUUCGGCCUUCAUGCCAAGAGCCUAUAAACCCUAAUGUGAGUGACUUCAUUAGAUACUUUGCUCGUCGGGAAAUAGUAGCAACAGGACUACUGCAAUUUAACGACAAGCCUCAAAAUUUCAGAGCUUGGAAACGCUCCUUUAAAAAUGCAACAAAUGGAUUACAUUUAACAAGUGAGGAAAUGGACUUGAUGUUAAAGUGGCUUGGCAAAGAAUCUUCUGAACACGUAGAACAAAUUAGAGCCAUACACAUUAACAACCCAACCAAAGGCCUCAAUAUGAUGUGGGACAGGCUUGAGCAAUGUUAUGGCUCAGCUGAAGUGAUUGAGGAUACACUCUUCAAAAGAAUUGAUAUAUUCCCCAAAAUCCCAUCCAAAGACUACACAAAACUAAGGAAGUUUAGUGACCUGCUCAUGGAAAUGCAGAGUGCUAAAGCCAAAGGAGGCCUUCCUGGUCUUGCGUUUUUGGAUACCGCAAGAGGAUUAAACCCAAUUGUGCAGAAACUUCCCUUCAAUUUGCAAGAAAGGUGGAUCACAGUAGGAGCUAACUACAAACGCACACGCGUCCCCUUCCCACCAUUCAAUGUUUUUGUGGACUUUGUAACGCAGGAAGCUAACGCAAGAAAUGACCCCAGCUUCAACUUUACAUUUUUCCCAAAACUCGACAAACUGCCUUGGAGAGCCUAUAAACAAAAAGAAAUUUCAGUGCACAAAACCAAUGUUGUCUCCCGUUACAAUUUAGAUACACAAAGAACGGCAAACAAAGCUGUAGACAGCGACAAGCUUUGCCCAAUUCACAUGAAACCUCAUCCCCUCUCGAAGUGCAGAUCAUUUCGAAUGAAAACACUCGAUGAUCGAAAAGCAUUCUUAAAAGAGAACCACAUUUGCUUCAAAUGCUGUUCUUCAUCUACACACAUUGCAAAAAACUGUAUGGUCAAGAUACAGUGCUCUGAGUGCCUUGAUGAAAAACACUGCACUGCUCUUCACCCAGGACCAGCACCCUGGCUUAAAGAAACUGAACCUGCAGCAGAGUAUGGCGGGGAGUGUGACUCCGCUAAGUCGGAGGAGAUCACAUCCAAGUGCACUCAGGUUUGUGGCAUGAACAAAGCAGGCAGAUCCUGCUCUAAAAUUAGUCUUGUUAAAGUUUACCCAGCAGGCCAUCCUGAACAAGCAGUAAGGCUCUAUGCCAUCCAUGAUGAACAGAGUAACAGGUCGUUAGUAUGUCCUGAGUUCUUUGAAAUGUCUGAUUCUGAUUCUGAGCCAGCACACUGCAAAAUCUGGAGUGGAUCACAACGUCCUCUGGCGUGCGAACAAAUAGGACUCAACAAACCAUAACCUAUUUCAACAACUAAAUGAACAAUUUUUAUCCAAUAAAUCUGUAUUUGUCCACAAACACAUGAAGGACAAGGGGCUGGGCCUUCUCUACCUCACAAAAACGUGGCAGCAGCCAUAAGUUUAUACAGGGCUAACUGAGCCUUGUUUACCCCAAAUUUUUGUUCUUUUGAAAAUCUACUACUCAAAUGCCAACACUAUUGUAACAAUAGCUCGUAUUUACCAUCCUCCAAAACCCCAACCGAAUUUUAUAACAGACAUACACAAUUUCCUCAUUUCAUUUUGUUCAUCCUACACGACAUACAAUAACUUUUACGAACCUAAAUAACAUCGAUUCCGCCUCUUCCAGUCAUCAUCUGAAACUUCUUCUCCCACCUACAUCGUACUCAGUCUCCAGGGUUGUGGAUUUUUUUUACAAUAACAGUCUAUCCUCCAUCCUGGUUUUUCAUGCACCAUUAAAAAAAUGGACAGUCACCUUCUCCCGAUCUGCCCCAUGGUAAACAGAAGAGCUGAGGCAAAUGAAAAGGUCAGGCCAUGUCCUGGAGCAAGCCGGCGUAAAAUUCGGUAUGACGGUGUAUUAAUUGGCCUACCGGGAACAAUAAAGGUCUUACACAAAAAGCUCUUGGUCUAGGUCAGAGCACUAUUCAACAAUCAUCAAUAAUAAGCCAGGUAACUCCAAGCAGAUCUUCUCUACAGUAAUCCACAUUCUCAAACCUCAGAUCACUCCAUACUACAUUUAUACAGACAAUGACUGCAACCAAUCCAUGAAUUGAUUAACGUGGACCCCGACUUAAACAAGUCGAAAAACGUAUUCGGGUGGUCAAUUGUACGGAAUAUGUACUGAACUGUGCAAUCUACUAAUAAAAGUUUCAAUCAAUCAAUCAAAAUUCCUUGAAUGAUUUACCUCCUAAAUUGACAAUAUCCGCUCAUUUAUCAUACAAACGCAUAGCCCCAUUCAAGUCAUCCAAAGCAACUUUCAGCACACAAAUUUUUUACACUUCCAUCUCUACAUCGCAGCAGGAGGUCAAGAAGAUCAUCUGCAGAUCCAAACCCUCCACAUGCUCCCUUGAACCCCUCUCUUCUCCUCUGCUAAAAACACACAACCUUUCCACUACCCAGCUCAUAACAAAAAUAAUUAAUCAUUCUCUCCAAACAGCCAAUGUUCCUCCCUCCCUUAAAACAGCUCUGAUUAAACCGCUGCUUAAAAAAAACAACCUUAGACCCAAUCCCUCAAUCAAAUUACCGACCCAUUUCAAAUCUUCCAUUAAUUUCCAAAAUCCUACAAAAGGUUAAGAACCUUCAUAGACAUCCAAGAAAAGGUUGUUUCCAUUCAGCUUCACAGCCAUCUUAAAUCUAAAACCACCCUUAUUAAAAAUUCCAAUCCAGUUUCCGCCCCUUCCACAGCACAGAAACAGCUCUCAUCAGAGUCACCAGUGAUCCGAUUCUACAUCCCUCCUCAUUCUUCUUGACAUGUCUGCUGCGUUUAACACCAUUGAUCACAUCUUCCUCCACCGUCUGCAGCACUUCAACGGCCUCUCUGACACUGCCUUUCACUGGUUCGGCUCUUACCUGACUGACGGGACCAAGCACGUGGUAAUUUCAUCCUCACACCGCCACUGUGGGAUCCUCCAGUUAGGGAAAAUUAAGAAACCUUGAGAAGGGACUAGGGAUGUAACGAUAAACGGUAUAAUGAUAAACUGCGGUAAAAUUUCAGACGGUUAGUAAUUCCGUUAAAGUUUUUAAUAAACAAAAAGCUGUCAUUUAAUAAUUAAUUUUAGUCACUACUGCUUACUUUCUGAAUGCUGAAGCGCCGCAGCGCCUGUGCAAGUGCACCAGAGCCGUUCAGCUCGCGAAACAUGGCGGCGACUUCACAGACUUUGCUGUGAAAAUGUUCCCCCCGAGCUAACAGAGCCCAUCACUUCGUUUCACUUCCUUUCAAUCGCUUCUACUUCCGUGGAGUAUUGGUGUGCGAUUAAGACCGCAAUGCUGUUGGAGGAGAACAAUAUUUUGUGUUACAGUUUCAUUUUGAGCGUGCAGCUGGCAUCCUUCCGUCAGCUGCUGAGACUGAGAGUUAGCACACAGCAGGCGAUGUGUCGGGAACUUGUUUGUAAAGUCUGUAGUUUGUUUACUGAGAUGCUCACUCCUCCUUUAUUUAACUGCUAACUUUGUUAGUGAUCCAAUAACAUCAUUACUAGCUAAAAUAUUUUGUCAUCUCAUCCAAUUGAACGCAGGCGGAGUUGUUGGGGAGGCAAAAAGAUUGUGUAUUUGAUGUGAGAAGUAUCACUCUUGUUUAUUUUUGUUGGCCAAACUGUUGGACUGAAGUACAUGGUUGUUGUUGAAGAACAGAGCUUGUUUAUUUGACUUUAUAGUCAUUAGUCAAACUGUGGUGUGUUUUAUAUUGAUAUCAAAAGGUAAACUAUGUUUUAACAUUA